GCGUCCCGGCGCCUGGGGCAGGUCUUAUAGCUGCUGGCCAAGGCGCUAGUGCGUGGGGGCAGUGUACGGCUGGCGGGCGGGGGCCGAGGCCCAGAGACCGGAGCAGCGGGCACCAGGGCGGCCUGGAGCUGGGCGAGCGCCAUGAGUACCAAAUGCGACGUGGUCGUGGUGGGGGGCGGCAUCUCAGGUAUGGCAGCAGCCAAACUUCUGCAUGACUCUGGCCUGAAUGUGAUUGUUCUGGAAGCUCGGAACCGUGUGGGGGGCAGGACUUACACUCUUAGGAAUGAAAAGGUUAAAUAUGUAGACCUUGGAGGAUCCUAUGUUGGGCCAACCCAGAAUCGUAUCUUAAGAUUAGCCAAGGAGCUAGGAUUGGAGACCUACAAAGUGAAUGAAGUUGAGCAUCUGAUCCAUUUCGUAAAGGGCAAAUCAUACCCCUUCAGGGGCCCAUUCCCGCCUGUGUGGAAUCCAAUUAUCUACCUUGAUUUUAACAACCUUUGGAGGACAAUAGAUGACAUGGGACAGGAGAUUCCCAGUGAUGCCCCAUGGAAGGCACCCCUUGCAGAAGAGUGGGACCACAUGACAAUGAAGGAGCUGCUGGAUAAGAUCUGCUGGACUAAAUCUGUGAAGCAGUUUGCCACUCUUUUUGUGAAUCUGUGUGUCACUGCAGAGACCCAUGAGGUCUCUGCUCUCUGGUUCCUAUGGUAUGUGAAGCAGUGUGGAGGCACGACCAGAAUCAUCUCAACAUCCAAUGGAGGGCAGGAGAGGAAAUUUGUGGGUGGAUCUGGUCAGGUAAGCGAACGGAUAAUGGACCUUCUUGGAGACAGAGUGAAGCUGGAGAGGCCUGUGAUCUACAUUGACCAGACAGGAGAAAAUGUCCUUGCAAAGACCCUAAACCACGAAACCUAUGAGGCUAAAUAUGUGAUUUGUGCUGUUCCUCCUACUCUGGGAAUGAAGAUUCACUUCAGUCCCCCUCUGCCAAUGAUGAGGAACCAGCUGAUCACGCGUGUGCCUCUGGGUUCUGUUAUUAAGUGUAUAGUGUACUACAAUGAGCCUUUCUGGAGGAAAAAGGAUUACUGUGGAACCAUGAUUAUUGAAGGGGAGGAAGCUCCAAUUUCCUACACACUGGAUGAUACCAAACCUGAUGGCACCUAUGCUGCAAUAAUGGGGUUUAUCCUUGCUCACAAAGCCAGAAAGCUGGCACGUCUUACCAAAGAAGAAAGGAUGAAGAAACUUUGUGAGCUCUAUGCAAAAGUUCUAGGAUCCCAGGAAGCUCUGAAACCAUCACACUAUGAAGAAAAGAACUGGUGUGAGGAACAAUACUCCGGAGGCUGCUACACCACCUACUUUCCCCCUGGGAUCAUGACUCAAUAUGGAAGGGUACUACGCCAACCAGUGGGCAGGAUUUAUUUUGCGGGCACUGAGACUGCCACACACUGGAGUGGCUACAUGGAGGGAGCUGUGGAGGCUGGGGAGAGAGCAGCCCGAGAGAUCCUGCAUGCUGUGGGGAAGAUUCCAGAGGAUGAAAUCUGGCAGUCAGAACCAGAAUCAGUGGAUGUUCCUGCGCGACCCAUCACUACAACCUUCUUGGAGAGACAUCUGCCCUCUGUGCCAGGCCUGCUGAAGCUGAUUGGAUUGACCAGCAUCUUUUCAGCAGUGGCUCUGGGCUUCCUGGCGCACAAAAAGGGGCUGCUUGUGCGAGCCUAAAGAGAAAGUGUCUUAACCACACCCUCUUCUUACUGUAUUUGGGGAAGGGGUUGUAAUAAAGUUCCCUGAAAACAUAAAGAAUGGAGUGAGGCCGGGAGCAUGAAGAGAAGUCCGACUCUGACUGCUUUAUCUCUUUCUCCAUUGUGGCCCCAGGUUAGGAUCCCUUACCGGGCUUAGCACUGUGUUUCAUCAAUUUCUAAGGCUACUGUCUUCAGAACCUUUAGAAUAGAUAAACAGGCUUGUGUGCUGCCCCACAUUAUACCUUGUCCAUGCACAAACAACUAGUUUUUUCCUCCCUCUGUGGCUUUGUGCUUAUACUUUGUCUUUCCUGUAAUAUCCUCACCUUCCCUGGUUUUUUGCAUUUGUUUUUAGAAUCGUGUUUUGUUAUAAUUGGAAGACCUUAGAGGCUCCUCACCUAAUUCUCACCUUCUGUUUUAAAGCUGAGCAAACUGAAGUUUCUAGGGGUGGAGCUCAAUUGCUCAAGGGCCAUAAGAAGCCACUGGUAUCUGGAGAAUGAGAACACAUGUCCCAUGCUUUUCCACCUUCCAGGAUGUAUUCCCCAAUUGCUCUCCUUAACUCCCUGUCAUAGUCGCUGAUGGUGUCCCCUUGUGUGGGUUUACUCUGUUCUGUACUAUCUUGUACUACUCAAAUGCUACCCAGUAAAUAUCUCUAAGUCUUACU
Molecule: messenger RNA, 2385 nt
Organism: Otolemur garnettii (small-eared galago)
Lineage: Eukaryota; Metazoa; Chordata; Mammalia; Primates; Galagidae
Gene: MAOB
Product: monoamine oxidase B
Exons: 15
Coding region: 142-1704 (520 amino acids)
Molecular function (GO): oxidoreductase activity
Source: RefSeq, a predicted model, not a curated record